UAGAACGUUGCUGUGGUUGCGCUCGGGCGCCAUGUUAGGACGAAGGGGAAGGAGGAGAAGCGCUUAAAGCGGCGGGAGCGGGUGCGGGAGUGGGGUUGGACCCAGGGCUGGCGCAGCGCCCCCGUCCCUCCCGCCUCAGUGGAUCAUGCCCAGGGCGGCAGCGCCGGCGGUUGCGGGGGGGAAGUGACUGGGCGGUGCCGGCGCAGGAGACGAUGCCGUUUCCAGUUACGACGCAGGGGUCACAGCAGACGCAGCCACCGCAGAAGCACUAUGGCAUCACCUCGCCCAUCAGUUUGGCGGCCCCCAAGGAGACCGACUGCACCCUCACACAGAGACUCAUCGAGACUCUGAAGCCCUUUGGGGUUUUUGAAGAGGAGGAAGAAUUGCAGCGCAGGAUUUUAAUUUUGGGCAAAUUGAAUAACCUGGUUAAAGAGUGGAUCCGAGAAAUCAGUGAGAGCAAGAAUCUUCCGCAAUCUGUAAUUGAAAAUGUUGGAGGAAAAAUUUUUACAUUUGGAUCUUACCGAUUAGGAGUCCACACAAAAGGUGCUGACAUCGACGCGCUGUGUGUCGCACCCAGACAUGUCGACCGGAGCGAUUUUUUCACCUCAUUCUAUGAUAAGUUGAAGUUACAGGAGGAAGUGAAGGAUCUAAGAGCCGUUGAAGAAGCGUUUGUGCCAGUUAUCAAACUCUGUUUUGACGGGAUAGAGAUUGAUAUUUUGUUUGCAAGAUUAGCACUGCAGACUAUUCCAGAAGAUUUGGAUCUGCGAGAUGACAGUCUGCUAAAAAAUUUAGAUAUAAGAUGCAUAAGAAGUCUUAACGGCUGCAGGGUAACCGAUGAGAUUUUACACCUAGUACCAAACAUUGACAACUUCAGGUUAACUCUGAGAGCUAUCAAGCUGUGGGCCAAACGCCACAACAUCUAUUCCAAUAUCUUAGGUUUCCUCGGUGGUGUUUCCUGGGCUAUGCUAGUAGCAAGAACUUGCCAGCUUUACCCAAAUGCAAUAGCGUCAACUCUUGUACAUAAAUUUUUCUUGGUAUUUUCUAAAUGGGAAUGGCCAAAUCCAGUGCUAUUGAAACAGCCUGAAGAAUGCAAUCUUAAUUUGCCUGUAUGGGACCCAAGGGUAAACCCCAGUGAUAGGUACCAUCUUAUGCCUAUAAUUACACCAGCAUACCCACAGCAGAACUCCACGUACAAUGUGUCCGUUUCAACACGGAUGGUCAUGGUUGAGGAGUUUAAACAAGGUCUUGCAAUGACAGAUGAAAUUUUGCUGAGUAAGGGAGAGUGGUCCAAACUUUUUGAAGCUCCAAACUUCUUUCAGAAGUACAAGCAUUAUAUUGUACUUCUAGCAAGUGCACCAACAGAAACACAACGCCUAGAAUGGGUGGGCUUGGUGGAAUCAAAAAUCCGAAUCCUGGUCGGAAGUUUGGAGAAAAAUGAGUUUAUUACACUGGCUCAUGUGAAUCCCCAGUCAUUUCCUGCACCCAGAGAAAACCCUGACAAGGAAGAAUUCCGUACCAUGUGGGUGAUUGGGUUAGUGUUUAAAAAAACAGAGAACUCUGAAAAUCUCAGUGUUGAUCUCACCUAUGAUAUUCAGUCAUUCACAGACACAGUUUAUAGGCAAGCGAUAAACAGCAAGAUGUUUGAGGUGGAUAUGAAGAUCGCUGCUAUGCAUGUCAAACGAAAGCAACUCCAUCAACUCCUGCCUAGCCACGUGCUCCAGAAGAAGAAAAAGCAUUCAACAGAAGGCAUCCGAUUGCCACCUCUGAAUGACAGCAGCCUCGACUUGUCCAUGGACAGUGACAACAGCAUGUCUGUGCCUUCACCGACCAGUGCUAUGAAGACCAGUCCGCUGAAUAGUUCUGGCAGCUCUCAGGGCAGAAGCAGUCCUGCUCCAGCUGUGACAGCAGCAUCUGUGACCAACACACAGGCUACUGAAGUUUCUGUGCCACAAGUAAAUUCCAGUGAAAGCUCAGGGGGUACGGCGAACGAAAGCAUUCCACACACUGCCACACAGCCAGCCCCGUCCCCGCCACCAAAGCCUGCGGUCUCCAGAGCUGCUCCCGCAGCACGUGCAGUGAACACACCAUCCAGACCUCCAGGAAAUGCCACAGCGAAGGCCCCAAAUCCUGUUGCCGGAGUCAAGCGGACAUCCUCCCCUAAUAAAGAAGAGAGUCCCAAGAAAGCCAAAACGGAAGAGGAUGAAACAAGUGAAGAUGCUAACUGUCUUGCUUUGAGUGGACAUGAUAAAACAGAAACAAAGGAACAACUCGAUACAGAGACAAGUACAACUCAAUCAGAAACUGUUCAGACAGCCGCUUCUCUGCUGGCCUCUCAGAAAACAUCCAGUACAGACCUUUCUGAUAUCCCUGCUCUCCCUGCAAACCCUAUUCCGGUUAUCAAGAAUUCAAUAAAGCUGAGGCUGAAUCGGUGAGGAAGCGCCUCAGGGGUCCCUAAGCAAUGCCAGCUCGACCUGCUGUCAUCUCCAGAUGCUGAGGAGAACGGAGCGUGCAAGAUGCGACGGGACUGAAAAUGGACUUAGGCCUCCUGCCCUGCCCUGCCCUGCCUUUCCCCUUCCCCUUCCCCUUCCUUGCCUUUCCCUUCUUUCUUCUCCCCCCCCCCCUUUCCUCGUUUCCCCCUUUCUUUUUUCUAUUUUCUUUUGUUGACCUCCCUUUACUGGGCUAACCAGCACUUGAUCGGAAGUCCAGGUUAGUAUGUGAAACCAGGAGAGUACUAUUAUUAUUGUGUUAGCAACAGUUGCAUUAACUACUUACAAAAAAAAAAUACUGCCUUUAAAAAAGCCAAGCUCAAGCUCUCUUUGUAUUUGUGAUUGACAUCUGGAUCAGUGGGCCUCGGGUGCGUUGUUUGUGAAGUGCAGUACAGACUGGCAGGAGCGCUUCUUAUUCUGAAGACGCACUUUUAUGGAUUUCUUUAGUGGAAGGUAGAACCGAGUUUAGAUUUUCAGCUCGAUGGAUUUUCUUUUUUUCCUAAAGAUUUUUCUUGACUAUCAGAGCUAAGAUUGGCUGGCAAUGCUGAGAGAUGUGCUGCUUUCCAGUGAGGAACACAUCUCGCUCAGUCCCUGGGGGCGGCUGGAGCCCAUGGAAAUGAAAUGGCAGCUCUAGGCUUUAUAUUCGACAUGGAAAGAACAAUUAGGAAAUCCUUGCUUUUCUGAUGGGGUCAUGAUUAAGAGAUGAUACAUUGGUUUUAUUUAUAGAAUUGCUUUAGAGUGCAUACAAGUCAGCGGUUAGCCGGCAGGUCUUUUUCGUUGAGCUAUAUUAGAGCUCCGUGUUCUUUUAUCUUUAAUCUGUUCUUUUUGAAACAAAGCUUUUUGCUCACCCAUUUCCUUUCUGCUUGUAUGCAAAGGUAAGGUUUAUUUUACACAUUAAAAAAAAAAAAUGCCAGUAUUUUCUCAAGCCAUGACGUGAAACCGGUGAUCCAGUGGCUCCACGACACAGAACACUACAUUUUGGUCCUAUGGCUGAAACUAGGGUGACUGAAGGGCUGUCUGUUUUGGAUGGCCAUCUGAUCUUGAAAUCCGAGGAAUUUUGUACACUCCACAGAACUGUCUAAAGUUGAUUUUCAGUUUUAAACAUAUGGGCAAAAGGCAUUUUCUCCCAAGAAUCUUAAACUUGAUUUUUAUUUUCAAAUGGGUGACCAACAUUUUCAGUAGAUUUUCCAUGUAGAAACAUUGCGAUCACUUGUAGCUAGUAUUUCUAUUUGGUUUUAUCAAUAGACUAGGGACUUUCUUUAAAGAAAAGUUGCUCAUAAUUAAUCCGAACAGCCAUCUCUAGGAAGUAGGAGAGACGCCAGAUGUUGAUAAGCUUCCUCUUUCUUACUCUGGACACGGUGAGCCGGGCAGGGUUUUCUGGUGCGCAUGUGCCCUGCCCGCCCCUGUGCUCCAUUCUGCCCCACGUGCAUUCACAGCGAACUGCGGUUUCUUAACUCUUCGUCCUUCUCAACUCAUCUCCCGAAGUCCGAGUGUAGUCUUUUCCCUGUAGGCUCUGCUCUGCAUUAAUUGAAGCUUUCUUUUCCCCAUACUUGAUGAAUGUCUAGUGUGCACUGUCUCUGCCUCCCACAUCUUUGCUCUGCGGCCACCUUGCCCUCCCACCACCGAGAAACCAAGGUCAGACCACCCGGUGACGGCUACAAGGUGUCUGUGUGUUUUGUGUAGCUUCAGAGUUAGAUUGGAAUUGCCAGGCACAGAUUUAGUCUCGUCGUUUUGUUUACACAUUGGGGAGAAUAAUUCAGUUUAUUAAACGUUUCAUGUAAUUGCACCCAAGUUUUGCCAAGCUGGGGACUUGAACCUUUUCUGUGUAGUGACUUGAAUUCUAGUUUCCAUAAGCUGGAGAUCAGACUGUUGCUUCCGCAUGAUGUCUGUAGUGUCUCAUGACUGGAGUUUGCUUUCUUUUAUAGUAUCUGUACUCCUUGUAUUUUUCAAGAGCUAUUUUGUAAACAGAUGAUGUAUUUCUCCAUUGAAAACACAAUAAAAAAAACAAA
Erinaceus europaeus (western European hedgehog) is the source of this 4495-nucleotide messenger RNA. It is a transcript of the gene PAPOLA, whose product is annotated as poly(A) polymerase alpha. NCBI's taxonomy places the organism in Eukaryota, Metazoa, Chordata, Mammalia, Eulipotyphla, Erinaceidae. Gene Ontology annotation, cellular component: nucleus. The transcript is spliced from 22 exons. The coding region runs from base 213 to 2432 and encodes 739 amino acids. Gene Ontology annotation, molecular function: poly(A) RNA polymerase activity; RNA binding. The record is from RefSeq and is a predicted model, not a curated record.